Bombus impatiens (common eastern bumble bee) is the source of this 4678-nucleotide messenger RNA. RefSeq names its product KH domain-containing protein akap-1 (gene spoon). The transcript has 8 exons. Lineage: Eukaryota; Metazoa; Arthropoda; Insecta; Hymenoptera; Apidae. The record is from RefSeq and is a predicted model, not a curated record. Gene Ontology annotation, molecular function: RNA binding. The coding region runs from base 483 to 2243 and encodes 586 amino acids.
CGGACAUGCUGCACCCGAAUUUGUACCGCCAUAUUGUCUCUCACAAGCGAGGAAAAACAUUGUGGUUGCGUGAUGUGAUUUUAUUCGAAAUUCAAAAGAAGUUGAUCAUUCAGUGUUCUUGGCACUUGGUUACAAUCGCUGAGUAGAUACGUACAGGAACUCGAGAAGAAAUUGACGCCGAUCGACAAGUAAUUAUACAGGUCGCCUAUCGGAACUCUUGAUUUUCACUGGUUCGUUCAUUUUGACGGUCUGUAUACCUGUGUGUCCGUUUUGCCGGUCUGUAUACCUGCGCGUCCAUUUUCCAAGCGAGUAAACGGCUUUAUGAAAGUGUCGAACGAUCACAGAUGGAAAUAAGAAUGGACGUAAUAUCGGUAUCACAGAUGGGAACUACAAGCCUGCAUCAAGCGAGGGUGAAUGCACUAUACAGAGUGUCUCAAAUGUAAAAAGGUCCUUAACAUCAACAGCUACAGUGGAUUGGAAAAAUGUUUGCUACUCAUACUCAAAUGGUAAAGUGGACUCUCCCUGCUUUUGCCCUUAUAAUUGGUAUAUUGUGGUACAAACGGCGUCAAGCAGACAGAGCUGAUCCAGGUGGAAUAAAUAAAAACUGUCGUAACAAAGAGAAUAGUACUGAUCAGGAGAUUGCUUCAUCAGAUUCUAAUUCAAGUCUUCAUGAUUCUGGCAUACAAAAUAAUGAAUCCUGCUCAUUGAGUCCUCCUAAUCAACAGGUAGAAGACAUACGGGUAGAAGAGAUUGUUUCUAUCCCUAGAAAAACAAGCGAAAAUUUAGAUAUUCCGCAGAAAAGGUCUGGCUCGCCGUGUAUUUCUGCGCAUUCUAGAACUCCUCCUAAUGAUGACGGUGAAGCAUGGUACAGUUUCGUAGAUACCUCGUCGAAAAUGGAAAUACAAUUAGGUAGUAACCCAAUAAUAAGCAAUUUCGAUAUGGUUGCAAAGAGUAGAGGUGCUUCCUCCUUGGAAGAAGCCACUGAUUCUGAUGAUAAAGUAUUAAAGAUAUUUGAAAAUAUCGUCGAGGAAGAAGAACAAAAGUUAGCGCCUGAGAAUAAAUCGAUAGUAGUUGUCAAUCAAAACGAAGAGAAUAAUACAAACAAUGAAUGUAAUUAUCUACCAAGCGAAGUACCAUCUGUUUCCACGCCACUGAAAGAUAAUGUUAAAACACCAGCUCGAACAUUAUCCGAAAGAGAUUCUGCUAACCAUAGUCCAGUUUCUGGUGUCUUAGAAGGCAGUGUCACAGAUGAAGCAAGAAGUGAGGGAAGUACAGAUAGUGGAAAAGGUGGAAGUAUCAAGGGUCAUACAAAAGACACUGUAAUGCCAAUGAUAUAUGAAUUUAGUAUACCACAAUCUUUAGUUGGACGACUAAUUGGUCGGCAUGGAAGUUUCUUGCAAAAUAUUCGACAUAAAGCGGAAGUAAACAUAGUCCUCAAACGUCAUCCUAUAUCGAGAGAUCAAAAACUUUGUGCCAUAGAAGGUUCUACAGAAGGAAUAAACGUUGCUCUAGAAAUGAUACGACAAAAGUUCCCAGAAAAAAAAUUUCCACAGUUGACACUUCAUCAGAUUUCACCAUUAAUAGUACCUGAAGAUAUUCCUUGGUUUGCUGAAUUAAGACAGUUAUCAUUAGUGGAGGGAGUCAAUAAUGAUGUUGUUAUAUGUCACAUAGUGAAACCAAACAGAUUAUUUGUACAGCUUCCUACUCAUCCUACCUAUCCAUCCCUACGGAUUUUAGACGAAAGGAUGACACAGUUAUAUAACACGACGGAGUCGCCAUCAGCUCCAGAUGAACUUACUAAUGGUAUGAUCUUAGUUGCAAAAUGGUAUAAUACGUGGGUCAGAGUAUACGUCGAACAGCCAGAUCCUCAUGGCGAACAGCAUUUAGUACGACUUGUUGAUCACGGUGGUUAUUGGGUGUUUAGUAGUUCAGAAAUGAGGAAAAUUAGGUCAGAUUAUCUUACGUUACCGUUUCAAGCAAUUGAAAUAUUCCUGGCAAAUGUACAACCAAAAGAUGGUGAAUGGAAUCAAGAAGCUUAUAAUACAGUUGCUCAGAUGUGUACAGGAAUUGUUGGUCAAGCUCAAAUAGAAGGUUAUAUCAAUACAAACACAUAUAUUAGUCUCUAUCUUAAUAUUCAGAAACAUGGGGUGAUAUCCCUCGCCGAUGAAUUAAUAGCUCGUGGAUUCGCGGAAUCCAUACCAUUAGAAAAUAUAAUUCCAGAAGAAGGUAUAUUAAUCUCUUAAGGUAUGAAUUAGAAAUUUAGGCUAUAAUAACUAUACUUGUAAAGAAACCAUGAUAAUAUGUGAUCACGUAAUUUUUUUAGUCAUUAUUUGCGUAUAUGAUUCAUUUUCAUUCUCAUACUUCAUACAUUAAGAAAAAAUACCAAGGAAAUGAUACUUCCUAACAUUGAUUUGAAUGUUUUUAUUAACACCAGCAGUUUUCUACAUCCUGUUCGAUAUGCCAUCUAUUAAAUCUAUUGAAUCAUAUUUAUUGAACCUAGAUUGAAUUACAUGACAUAUUGCAUAUACAUUCUCUUGUUAAUACAUUACGUAUCAAUGAACAUAUGUAAGGAUAAACAAUAUUUAACGAGCAUUUAUAAAUACUCCUCAUGUAUGAUUUAUAACAAGUACAAAUGUAAACUAUUGUGUUUAGAGUGUGGCAUUUUUACGUGCAUGGUUAAUAAGAUUUUUUAAUAGUAUUUAUCAUGUUACUGGACGGAAAAAGAAUUUAGAUCAACUUAAACAGACAAUAGAUAAUUAAACAAAAGAAAACGCUCCUCCCUGUACUUAUAUGCUGUCAAGAGGUACAAUAGAUUUAUUAAAUGCCAAAUGUACGAUAUAUAAUACAUAUUUAUAAAACGCCACAUUCUAGCGGCUGAAUUCGAGUAAUAAGAAAUUAGAAAGAAAAGGGACAUUUAUUGUACAUUUAAUACGAUAUUCAAAUGAUUUAUAACAUAGGAACAGUUAUUUUACGGUAUGAUAGUGUAAUAUACGUUUCUGUAAAGUACAGUGAAUGAAAACUACAGAUUUUCACGAAUUACAAAAGCCACGUGGUAUGGUCCAUAAUACUUUUACUUCUAAAAACUUGUGGAACUAAUUUGUCCUUCUAUUAGUUUUUUUUUUUUUUUUAAUGAAAGUAAUAAUACAAAUCCAAAUUGUUACAUUAAGUUCGGAUUUCAAAUAAACACAAAAUGCAAGGGAAAAUAUUUCGGAUUAUUAAGUUCUCUAUCUCUAAGCAGACUUCAAUCAUAUGUUUGUAAAUAAUGUAACAUUACUACUACGUUUAUAAAAUAUUUAUAUAAUACAUCUUAUAAUGGUUAUAUAAUAGAAAAUGAAAAAACAAUGUUACAUGUUAGCUGUACGUAAUGAUAAAUAUGACAAGAUAUACAGAGGUAGCAGAAAUUUAUAUAUUUUAUACUUAUCAAACACUAAUAGAGAAAAGUGAUUGCAUUAUAACUACACCGGACGAAUCGGGAAAUUCGCGUCUCUGUGUGACUUGUAUUACUUACUACAGGUCAAAUUUGUUUAUUCUAACGUAAUUUUUAAAUGUAAAUUAAACUAUAUAGGAAACCUAUUUUGUCUAAAUCGUGUGAGAUCGUUGUAUGAAUACUCUAUUCUUUCUCUUUUUCUUUGUUUUUUCUUAUACUAUAUUUAAUACAAAAGAAACGAUCACGGUGAUAUCGUUAAAUAAUUUGGAUUACUCAUUAAAUGAAAACUUCAUUAUCGAUAUUUUCUAUAUAUUUAACGUUGUAAUUUAUCGUAUAAUCUAUAUUACGUUGAACAGAUAUUAACAAACGUUUAAACAAAUAUCUUUUUCACAUAGGAAACAUUUUCUACGAAGUUUUUUUCAUAAUACUAAUUUCUUCCUAUGUAAUUUUUGCUUUCGGUUAUCGCGGCAGGUAUAAGCUGUUACCUUCUUAUUUCCUAAGCAUCCCGCUUAAUAUUUAUUUACUUAAACGUUUAUCACAUUUCAAUUAUGUACUGCUAUCGAGCAGAUUACGAAGAGACUGGUAGUCUUUUCUAUAGAUUGUACGGUAUAUUGUUUAUAUUUAAUCAUAGAAUGUGUUCUGCGGUUUACUUUCGAGUGUUUUCACCAACCGCAGCCAUAUUUGUUAUGCGUAGAAAUAAAAUACCAUUAAGCGUGAUGAAAAUUGAGAAAAAGUAGCAAAAAAAUGUGAUGUUUGCUGCAGAGAAACAGUUUUAUACUGUUACAUGUUAAUAUUUACAGUUUAUUGAUACGUAAACGCUAUAGAGAUAUUUGUAUAGGGAUAUACAUAGGAUACAGUUAUUAAGCCGCUUAUUAAACUGUAUGUGCUUCAAUGUAUCACCAUCGUGAAAGCAGAGAAUUUUUUUAAUUCGUUGAAAUCUUCUUACGUCAGGGUUACAAUUCUAAUCGUAUGUAUGCAACGAAACAAUUAUACAAAUAUAUUAUUUUAUUAUUUGGUACGUCUUCCAAUCAGAAGAAGUACAGAUAAUAAGAUUUUGUUACAUUAGCUUCUUAAAUUCUAAGUAGGAUAUUUUUUACGUUGCGUACAUGUAUAUAGCAUACACGAUCAACAAAAGCACCCAAUUACUCGUGUUUCUUACGAUUUCAUUUAUCAUUAUCGAUUAAAUUAAACUCAUUUUGUAUAUAUCUCAAUGUAAUCUUCGGCGUUCUCAUUAAAUUUGCAUCAUUUUAA